This is a messenger RNA of Callithrix jacchus (white-tufted-ear marmoset), 5386 nucleotides long. It is a transcript of the gene PLEKHG2, whose product is annotated as pleckstrin homology and RhoGEF domain containing G2. Lineage: Eukaryota; Metazoa; Chordata; Mammalia; Primates; Cebidae. The record is from RefSeq and is a predicted model, not a curated record. Gene Ontology annotation, molecular function: small GTPase binding; guanyl-nucleotide exchange factor activity. Gene Ontology annotation, biological process: regulation of actin filament polymerization.
AUUAAAAACUUUUGAUUUACCAACAGGACACAGUCCUUCGUCAAUUCCGGAUUCUCACGCCUCGCGGUCCUUGCUGUAAAAGGGAAAAGUCCGCGAGGCGUUUGGAAUGUAGAGGUGUCGCCUACACGAAGGACACGCCUCCUCAUGAAUAUUCAGAAUAAGGGAUUGGGGCCUUAACCCUUCGCUGGCUGGCCGGCCGGAAGGCAGCCCCUCCCCCCCGCAGGCGGGAACAGGAUGUGAGCCGGGGCGACAGAGGGGGAGGGGAAGCCCCGGGCAACCGCCCCCCGCCGCACAGCUGGGACCGGACUCUCCCGCCCCAGAUGUGGCGCCGCCGCCGUCACUCGAGCCCUGUGACACCCAGCUGGGAGCCCGAGGGGUCCAGAGGCUCGGACCCCGGAGUCCAGAAUUUCUGCUCGGCAUCCUGAGAGACCCCGAAGCCCAGGCCCGGGCGCCCAGGCUGGAGGACUUUAGGUGCCCAGCGCCCCCUCCUGGAGCAGCCGGGAGCCCUGGACGUCACCCCGCGGGACCCUGGAGGCCGAGCGCCCCGCACCCCCGUUUCAAGAACUCAGGAUCCAGGACCGCAGACUCCCUUCUUGGCUCCGAUCCCAAGACCCCGCGUUGGAGGAACUUGAGAUUCGGACUUCUAAGGCCCCCAUCCAGUUUUGGGCUGCAGCGUCCAUCACUUCAAGGGGACCCAGGACUUUGGGACCCCCCUGUGCUACCACCUAGAGGGAGUUUCAUCCCUGCCCCUAAAGUUAGGGGAACUCCGGAAUCCACUCCCCACCCCACAGCCCUAUCUAGAAGACUCAGGAAUGUGGGUCCCCAGCGCCCCCAUCUGAGACUCCAGAGUCGAGGCUCCUAGCAUCCCCCACUUAGAACACCGAGAAAUUCCGACUCUGGGACCCUACUCUCCGAGAGACCCCAGAUUCUGUUCCUGGAGCCUGAGAGCCCGAAGUUCACGCCCCUGGGUCGGGGCUCCGAACCUCUCCCGGGACCGCGUCGGGGUCCCGCAGGAGCUGGGCUGCCUCGGGCCGGGGCUGGAGGCUUCCCGGGAGCCAAGAAGGGGGUCUUUCUACAGGACCCUGCUGGGCCGCUCAGCCAUGCCCGAGGGAGCCCAAGGACUGAGCCUCUCCAAACCUAGCCCAAGCCUCGGGUGUGGCCGAAGAGGCGAAGUGUGUGACUGUGCAACCGUGUGUGAGACUCGGACAGCAGCUCCUGCAGCCCCUGCCAUGGCCUCCCCACGAGGUUCUGGGAGCUCCACAUCCCUGAGCACUGUGGGCUCUGAGGGAGACCCAGCCCCAGGGCCCACCCCAGCCUGCUCAGCCUCCAGGCCAGAGCCCCUUCCAGGGCCCCCCAUCCGCCUACAUCUCUCUCCGGUGGGGAUCCCAGGUUCAGCUAAACCCUCAAGGCUGGAGCGUGUGGCCCGAGAGAUCGUGGAGACAGAGCGGGCCUAUGUCAGGGACCUCCGCAGCAUCGUGGAGGACUACCUGGGCCCUCUGCUGGACGGCGGGGUCCUGGGGCUGAGCAUGGAGCAGGUGGGCACGCUGUUUGCCAACAUAGAGGACAUCUACGAGUUCAGCAGUGAGCUCCUAGAGGACUUGGAGAACACCAGCAGCGCCGGGAGCAUUGCCGAGUGCUUCGUGCAGCGGAGCGAGGAUUUUGACAUCUACACAUUGUACUGCAUGAACUACCCGAGCUCCCUGGCCCUACUCCGGGAGCUGUCCUUGUCUCCACCAGCAGCCCUUUGGCUGCAGGAACGCCAGGCCCAGCUUCGCCACUCGCUGCCCCUGCAGAGCUUCCUACUGAAACCCGUCCAGCGCAUCCUCAAGUACCAUCUGCUGCUGCAGGAACUAGGGAAGCACUGGGCAGAGGGCCCAGGGGCCGGGGGCCGAGAGAUGGUGGAGGAAGCUAUUGUGUCCAUGACAGCCGUGGCCUGGUACAUCAACGACAUGAAGCGCAAACAGGAGCACGCGGCGCGCCUCCAGGAAGUGCAGCGGCGACUGGGUGGCUGGACCGGCCCGGAGCUCAGUGCUUUUGGGGAGCUGGUGCUGGAAGGCUCAUUCCGAGGAGGUGGAGGGGGCGGCCCCCGGCUACGAGGGGGUGAGCGGCUGCUCUUCUUGUUCUCUCGGAUGCUGCUGGUGGCCAAGCGCAGGGGGCUGGAGUACACCUACAAAGGCCACAUCUUUUGCUGCAAUCUGAGCGUGAGCGAGAGUCCUCGAGACCCUCUGGGGUUCAAGGUGUCUGAUCUGACCAUUCCCAAGCACAGACACCUGCUCCAGGCCAAGAACCAAGAAGAGAAGAGGCUGUGGAUUCACUGUCUCCAGCGUCUCUUCUUUGAGAACCACCCCGCCUCCAUCCCUGCCAAGGCAAAGCAAGUUCUCCUUGAAAACAGCCUGCACUGUGCCCCCAAAAGUAAGCCUGCCCCAGAGCCCCUGACACCCCCACUUGGGUCUCCUCGACCUCGAGAUGCUAGAAGUUUCACACCUGGACGAAGGAAUACAGCUUCAUCUCCUGGGCCCUCUGUGAUUCGCCGAGGCCGCAGGCAGUCUGAGCCAGUGAAGGACCCUUAUGUCAUGUUCCCACAGAACGCUAAGCCUGGAUUCAAGCAUGCUGGCAGCGAAGGGGAGCUCUACCCCCCAGAAUCUCAGGCACCAGUUUCAGGCUCUGGACCCCCUGAGGAUCUGGAGGAUGCUGGGCCCCCAACACUAGACCCCUGUGGGACCUCAAUCACUGAAGAAAUACUGGACCUGCUGAAUCAGAGAGGCCUUCGAGAUCCAGGGCCAUCAGCCCAUGAUAUUCCCAAGUUCCCUGGAGACUCCCAGGUGCCUGGUGACAGCGAAAGCCUCACAUUCCAAGCCCUGCCCAGCCGGGACUCUUCAGAAGAGGAGGAGGAAGGGCUGGAGAUGGAUGAACGGGGGACUUCCCCACUCCACGUCCUGGAGGGGCUCGAAAGUUCCAGUGCAGCCGAAAUGCCCAACAUUCCCAGCCUUACCAAAAUUCCUGACGUGCCCAACCUCCCUGAAAUUCCCAGCCGCUGUGAAAUUCCCGAAGGUCCCUGCCUUCCUAGUCUGUCUGACAUUCCCAGUGUUUUUGAGAUGCCCUGCCUUCCAGCCAUACCUAGUGUCCCCGACAGCCCCAGUCUUUCCAGCACUCCCGCCCUCCCCUGUGACUCCUGGCUCCAGGGGCCUCUGCAGGAACCAACUGAGGCUCCAGCCACCAGAAGAGGACUGUUCCCUGGAAGCAGUCCUGGGAAACUGGGGGAGCCCCCCUCAGGAUGCAAGGCAGGGCCGGAGGAGGAUGAAGAAGGGGUAUCAUUCCCAGACUUCCAGCCCCAGGAUGUCACCCAACAUCAGGGAUUCUCAGAUGAGCUGGCAUUCCGCUCUUGCUCAGAAAUCCGGAGCGCCUGGCAGGCAUUGGAGCAGGGGCAGCUGGCCCGGCCAGGCUUCCCAGAACCACUGCUGAUCCUGGAAGAUUCAGAUCUGGGUGGAGACAGCGGGAAGGCAGGAGCCCCGAGUUCGGAAAGGACAGCGUCGCGAGUGCGAGAGCUGGCCCGGCUUUACAGCGAACGAAUCCAGCAGAUGCAGCGGGCGGAGACUCGGGCAUCAGCCAAUGCCCCCCGCCGCCGGCCUCGGGUUCUGGCCCAACCCCAGCCAUCCCCCUGCCUGCCCCAGGAGCAGGUGGAGCCAGGGCCCCUGCCUGCCUUUGGACACGUGCUAGUGUGUGAGCUGGCCUUCCCACUGACGUGUGCCCAGGAGUCUGUCCCCCUGGGCCCUGCUGCCUGGGUUCAGGCUGCCACACCUUUGUUGAAGCAGGGAGGCAGCCCACAUGGCCAGGUUCUACAGGUUUCCAAUGCACCUGAGCAAGACCAUCUGGGCAUCCGCGUUUCAGCUGCUACCCUUUUGCCUGAGCAAGGAGGUUCCCGGCACUUCCAGGCUCCAGCUGCCACACCUUUGCCCAAGCAAGAAGUCCCUCCACACCUCCAGGUGCUGGCUCUUACAGCUUUCCCUGAUCAAGGCCACCCAGAAAUCCAAGUUCCAGCCACCACUCCUUUGCCUGAGCAUAGAAGCCACAUGGACAUACCAGCUCCAUCCACCACCUUCUGUUCUGAGCAGGGACACCAUGUGGACAUCCAUGUCCCCACCACUCCCGCUUUGCCCAAGGAGAUUUGUUCUGAUUUCACAGUUUCAGCCACCACUCCUGUGCCCAAGCAAGAAGGCCACCUAGACAGCAGGAACCCAACCAAUAUCCCACUAACGACGCAAGGAGGUUCCAGGGAAGUUCAGGGCCCAAACCCUGUCUGCAGUCAAGACAUCCAGCCUUUGCCUUUGUGUGGAAGCAGCCUGGACCACCGGGGCCCAGGGAACAUCCCACCACCCUUGCCGUGUGACCCCUCAGACAUUCAGACUCCAGGUACCUCACCUGUGCCUGCAUGUGGAAGCCACCUGGACCAUCAGAUCCCAGCCAGUGCCCCUUCGUCUUUGUCCCAGGACCUCCCAGACAGCCAGGCUCCAGCGGCUACACCUCCACCUAAGGAGCCAAGCCUUACAGACACACAGGUCCAAAAACUCACAGCUUUGUUGGAGCAGAAGAGCCUCACAGAUGCCCAUGUUCCAGCUGCCACCCCUAUACCUGAGAGAGGAGGCUCUCAAGACAUUCAGGGGCUAUUUCCCACCCCGGUUCAGACUACCAUGGUUUUGUCCAAACCAGGAGGCCCCUCAGCCUCUCAUCUUGCCAGGUUGGAGUCUUCAGACUUGACCCCACCUCAUAGUCCCCCACCAUCCAGCCGUCGGCUCCUGGGCCCCAGCGCAGCUGCCCUUUCCAGAUACCUGGCAGCCUCAUAUAUCAGCCAGAGCCUGGCUCGGCGGCAGGGACCUGGGGGAGAGGCCCCCACAGCCUCCCGGGGCUCCUGGUCCUCCUCUGCCCCCACAUCACGGGCAUCUUCACCACCCCCCCAGCCCCAGCCACCACCUCCCCCAGCCAGGCGGCUGAGCUAUGCCACGACGGUCAGCAUCCAUGUGGGUGGGGGUGGGCGGCUGCGGCCAGCCAAGGCCCAGGUCCGUUUGAACCACCCCGCUCUCUUGACCUCCACACAGGAAUCUAUCGGCCUUCGCAGGGCCCAGGGGGCUCCUGAUGCCCCCUUCCACCUGUGAGCCAGGAUAUGAGGCUUCCUUAAGAGCAAGGACUUCAGCCAAAUGCCACAGACUCUCAGAACUUGACCCAGAAGUCAGGGUCAAGUGUGAUCAGACACUGAACGCAGGCCUCAAAAGUGCUGCAGCUUUUCAGCUCCUGGUAUCUGCGUCAGAGAGUGGCCCUUCUUGCCUUGAUCCACAGGGAUGGGAAGGGGAUGUCAUUAAUGUUUCGUUAAUUAAUACUGAUGAUUUCAUGC